This is a messenger RNA of Quercus lobata, 1865 nucleotides long. Its product is annotated as Glycosyltransferase family 29 (sialyltransferase) family protein. The coding region runs from base 456 to 1820 and encodes 454 amino acids. The transcript has 2 exons. Gene Ontology annotation, molecular function: sialyltransferase activity. Lineage: Eukaryota; Viridiplantae; Streptophyta; Magnoliopsida; Fagales; Fagaceae. The record is from RefSeq and is a predicted model, not a curated record.
GUUUUUGGAGUAGCUUAUAUAAGAUAGUUGCUGCUGCACUUCAAUGCCUCAGCAUCAAACCCAGAAAUUAGCUCAACCCACCAUUCCAAUCAAACUUUCUCCUCAAUGUUCCUACAUAAUAUUGAGAUUUUGGAGUCUCUCUUGCUCUCUCUUUCAUGCCCUUUAGCUCCUAGACACACCCCACUCCCCACUCCUACUCUACCCAAUCUUGACCUUGACCUCCACCUCAAGUCUUUCUUUCUUUCAGCUCUCUCAAUCACUCACUGAAAAAGCUUAUAAAUUUCCUUCACACUUCUCAAACCAAAUCCUCCACAUUUUAAAUCCAAAGCACAACAACAACAACAUUAAAACACGUACCACUUUCAAGAAACUAGCUACUCAAAAAAAAAAAAGUUUCAGCUUUCUUUCCACCAUUUCAUGCCAAGAUUCAAUCUUUCAACAUCCCAUCUCUUCCAAUGUCCAAGAACACUCCUAAAACCGAAGAAGACAAUGGAUCUGACCCUGACCCAACAAAAACCAAACCGUACACGUGGCCGUCUUUAGCAAAACCCAUGAAACUGCCACACCCACAAAAACGCUCCGUCCGCCCUCUGUUCAGCAUUCUCCUCCUCAUAGUCUUCGCCGCCACCGUCAGCUUCCGCGCCGUGCUCCGCCGCGCCGACGUCAACCUCAGCCUCAGCCUCGGCGCGUGGUCCCCGCAGAAGAAAACCCACGUCUUCAACUUCAACUCCACGCUCCUCAAAUACGCGUCCGUCGACAUCUCCGAGCCACGCGCCAAGCGAGAGACAGAGCAAUUGCUAGAUGGCAACUUCGCGAGCCAAGGCCGGUACCGAACCUUCGCCACGUGGCGGAGAUUCGACACCCACCAAGACCUCAGAGCAAGAUCCUCUAACAGCGUACCGGUCCUGCUUCGCUCGCCGAGGUUUUAUCGGUAUUGGUUGCAGUUCCGAACUGUCUUACAUGACUGGGCUCGAAAGAAAACCUCGUUCGACCCCGAAAUCAUGUCGGAUUUGAUAAGGUCAGUUAAACUGCCAUUAACUAACAAUAGCAAGCGCUACUCUUCUUGUGCGGUCGUGGGCAAUAGUGGGAUUUUGCUGAAGAGUGAGUAUGGGAAGCUAAUCGAUAGCCACGAAUUCGUUGUGAGACUGAACAAUGCUAGAACGACCGGGUUCGAGCGCAAUGUGGGGUCUAAGACCAGUGUUUCGUUUGUAAAUAGCAACAUUUUGCAUUUUUGUGCUAGGAGAAACGAGUGUUUUUGCCACCCAUAUGGGGUUGAUGUCCCAAUCGUUAUGUACAUUUGUCAGCCGGUGCAUUUCGUGGAUUACACCGUGUGUAAUUCGACGCACAAGGCGGCUUUGAUUGUCACGGACCCGAGGUUUGAUGUGUUGUGUGGGAGGAUUGUGAAGUAUUAUUCGUUGAAGCGUUUCGCGGAGGAGACGGGGAAGUCGUUGGAUGAUUGGGGGGUGGUUCGGGAUGGUGCUAAUUUUCAUUACUCUUCGGGUAUGCAGGCUGUGAUGUUGGCUUUGGGAGUUUGUGAUAAAGUUAGUGUUUUUGGGUUUGGGAAGUCGAGUUUGGCUAAGCAUCAUUAUCAUUCUAAUCAGAAGGCAGAGCUUGGGUUGCAUGAUUAUGAGGCUGAGUAUGCUUUUUAUCAAGAUGUCAUUGAGAGGCCGUGGAAAAUACCAUUCAUUUCGAGCAAGUUCAAGUUUCCUCCUAUGCUCUUCCAUAGAGGGAGUUGGAGGAACACAAAUGUUGGAAAUUUCUGUUUCAUGUUCUGGCCCUGUACUAUCAAAGGUAGUUUGGGGGUGAUAUUGCAAGUGUAAAAUUGGAUUCUGGGAAUAUGAUUCAGGAUUGGGGUUCACAUUUCU